GCCAGCCGUUCGGCAGGCUAGUUUCGCUUGCUCCUCUCUCCUCUGUGCCUGCAGCCGCCCUCCGAGCCCAUGUCUCUGCCUGUGGUACUGCCGGGCUCCUGCUGCCCCAUGACAGGCCUGUCAGCGGUGCCCGAGAUGGCGAGACCUGGCACAGCUACAGCUGCCGCGACCGUCGCCGCUCAGGACCCGUCGUUGCCGCCUCCCCUCCGGCCCCGCUGGUCCCGUUCCGGCUUGCAGCAGCCGCGGCCUCGCCCAGCCGCUCUUUCCCCUGCGGCCUCCCGCCGAGCCGGGUCGUCUGUCACUGCGGGGCCGGGGCUGCUGCUGGCCAGACCUUUGCUGUCCCUGGGGCUGCUGCAGCUGAUUUUGGGCUGCUGCAUGGUAGCGCUGAGUUUUGGGGCGCUGUCCCUCAGCGGCUCCCCGGUGGUGAAGAAUGCCUGCCCCUUCUGGGCUGGCUCCUCGGUGAUUUUAUCAGGGAUUAUAGGAUUAACAACAUGGAAGAGACCAAUGAUACUUUUGGUUAAUUUAUUUGUUUUGCUUUCUGUUAUCUGCAUUCUUUUGAACCUGGCUGGAUUUAUCCUUGGAUGUCAAGGUGCUCAGUUUGUAUCCAGUGUACCUAGAUGCAUUCUGGCUGAUGUGGAUGAAAGUAAGUUUUGUUUCUGCUGUGAAGAAUUUCUGCCAGUAAAAUGCACAGAGAAAGAAAAUGCACUGAAGCUGUAUCCUGUCCAGUCAUGCAGUGCUGUUCACCUUCUCCUCAAGAAAGUUCUCUUUGCUCUCUGUGCUCUGAAUGCCUUGACCACAACUGUGUGUUUAGUAGCAGCUGCCCUACGUUACCUGCAGAUAUUUGCAAGAAGAAGAACCAGCUCGGAAGAAUCCCAAGUUUAUGUGGAGGAAGUUGAAGAACAAAGCCACAUUUCUGAUCCUGAGGAUUUCGUGCCGCCUGUACCACCUCCAUCAUAUUUUGCUACAUUUUACUCCUGUACUCCUAGGAUGAAUCACAGGAUGCUGGGUUCAGAUAUCAUUCCACUACCACAUAUUUAUGGAGCCAGAAUUAAAGGAGUUGAGAUUUUCUGCCCCCUUGAUCCCCCACCACCUUAUGAAGCUGUGGUGAGCCAGAUCAGUCAUGAGCAGGAAAGCACAUUUCAAGUUACAGAAACAGUUAGUGGUCCAGCAGGUCAAAAUGAUACACAAUUACCCCCAGAUGAUGUCCAUUCUAGAGACAUCACUAUACAUCCAAAUUUGAGUUCAGCAUCUGUAGAAACCUACAAGAGACCUCUGAAACCUCUUAGAAAACGAUCAAAAAGUGACCCUGUGCUGCAUGGCUUUUCAUCCAGAGGUCCAGUGCUAAGCUGUGAAGCUGCCACACAAACAGAAUUAAAGUCAGAGUUGGCUACUGUUGUUUUACGAAAGAGUCUGAGAGCAAAGGCUUUGCGCUUGAGGCCUCGAUCUUUGAUAGACUACAAAUCUUAUAUAGACACUAAGCUGCUUGUGGCAAAGUUCCUUGAGCAGUCUUCCUGCAGCAUGACCCCUGAUAUACAUGAACUAGUGGAAGACAUAAAGUCAGUUUUAAAGUCAGAUGAAGAGCACAUGGAGGAAGCCAUCACCAGUGCCAGUUUCCUUGAACAGGUGAUGGCACCUGCUUAUCCAUCUACAUCAAGAGCACAUACUUUGCCUUUCAGAAGGCAUCCAGGACUCCUGCACUUGGAAAGCUGUGGGGAUGUGAGCACUUUCACUGCAGCAGAAUUUCAGCUGAGAAAGCAGAGGAUGCCAAGGACAGAGCAUGAACGGCCUCAUAGCCUCAUUGGAGUUGUGCGGGAAACAGUGCUCUGAGCUUGAAUAUGUGAUCCUUCCUGUUUGAUAAAAUGGACAGACCAGGAACACACCUUAUGAAAAUGCAAGUUGAUGGGAGAGCAGUGUGCUUUAUACUUAGUGCUGCUUUUUGAAUCAGUUCUUGAAACCACUAGAGGAACUCUAUAAAAACCACUGUGUUUGACUUCAAAGUGGUUGUCUUAAAACGGCAAUAUUCAAGUGCAAUUUGUUUAUUUGAGGUGGAUUUCUUAUUUUGAGAUACAGUGAAGAAUCAAGGUUGUGUGCACAUUAAUCUUUCUGGAAGCAAUUCUUUCUCCUUAAUGUAUAUUAUACAGCAAGUGUCUCGAAUGUCUGUGGCUUCCUUUUCAGUGAAUAACUACAAAUAUAUUUUGGUGUCUUUGGAAGAAUAUAAGAUAAAUUUAUAUUUCUAAUCUAA
Heteronotia binoei (common prickly gecko) is the source of this 2242-nucleotide messenger RNA. It is a transcript of the gene ENTREP1, whose product is annotated as endosomal transmembrane epsin interactor 1. The record is from RefSeq and is a predicted model, not a curated record. The transcript has 11 exons. Lineage: Eukaryota; Metazoa; Chordata; Lepidosauria; Squamata; Gekkonidae. Bases 70 to 1827 code for a protein of 585 amino acids. Gene Ontology annotation, cellular component: membrane.